This is a messenger RNA of Macrobrachium nipponense, 3114 nucleotides long. Its product is annotated as actin nucleation-promoting factor WASL-like. Gene Ontology annotation, molecular function: actin binding. NCBI's taxonomy places the organism in Eukaryota, Metazoa, Arthropoda, Malacostraca, Decapoda, Palaemonidae. Gene Ontology annotation, biological process: actin filament organization. The record is from RefSeq and is a predicted model, not a curated record. The coding region runs from base 463 to 2679 and encodes 738 amino acids. The transcript has 12 exons.
UGGUUAAAUUUAACCUUAAAUAAAAUAAAGAAAUAAUUACUAAGGCUAGAGAGCUGCGAUUUGGUGAGUUUGAUGAUUGGAGGGUGGAUGAUCAACGUGUCAAUUUGCAGCCCUCUGGCCUCCGUGGAUUUUACGAUCUGAGGGCGGACGGACAGACAAAGACGGCCCAUAGGCUGGAUACGAAAACUGAGAAAAGUAUUUGAGGUGCGGUUGGUACCCCUGGUUAAUCUAAUCUUUCCACAAGAUUUGGCAGCGUUGGCACGCCUGACUAAUCUAAUCAUUCAUCAGAUACGUCCAAAGGUGAGUUACUCCUGUAAUUGGUCAGUGUUCUUUGCAGAUCGUCAUAAAAUCACGCUGGAAAAUAAGGCAGCUUCAACUCGUCACUCUUCAGUGGAAGUCGUCAGCGCAUUCUCAAGUGCAGCAGACCAUCCCAGCAGCCUCUGAUCUUCUCCUCCAGCGAGAAUGAGUGCGCCCACCCAUCAGACCGUUGGGAAACCGCCUCCGCCCAAUGCCAUCUCUACUCUUCUCAGCAAAGAAGAAAAUGAGAAUUUCUUCAAGGCUUUACAGCCAAGAUGUCAGUCUCAGGCCACAGCCGUAGUCGAGGUGUACGGCACUGUGCCUACGAAUCAUAACGUCUGGAGCAAACUUGGCGUUGGCAUUGCGGCUUUCGUAAAGGAUAACGCCCGGAGAUCUUAUUUCAUUCAGGUGUUCGACAUUCAAGUCUGCACUCAACAGACGCACAGUCUGCCGCCCUUGUUGAUGGAACAGGAGAUCUAUAGAGAAUUUGCUUACAGUGUGUCAAGGGAGUUUUUCCAUCAGUUUGAGGGGGACGAGAGAAUGAUAGGCUUGAAUUUCGCAGCCAUGGACGAAGCUCGGCUCUUCAGCGCAGCCGUCCAGAAUCUCCUGAUGGGGAGGCAAAAGAGGCGCGAAGAAAGGAAGAGGGAAGCGAUGCUGAGUCAGCAGAAGCGGAUGCUGCGACAGCAGCAGGAACAGCAGUAUCAAGAGAAGGUCAGUCAGCAUCGCCGUCAGCAGCAACAGCAACAAGAUCUGAAAGAACAGCAGCAAUCGAAGGCUUCGAAAUAUCGAACCAUCAGAGGAAUGAAGAAGCUGAUGGACAAGUAUGGGAAUCCGUACAAAGAGAAACCAAGGAGGCUCGAAAUUGGUCGACCUACUGAUUUUAAGCACAUCAGUCAUGCUGGCUUAGAUUCUGCAUUCAACAUCAACUCAGAUAUUGAGGAAUUGUUAAAGAAUAUCGGAUUUGAUAAACAGAUGUCCGAGCCCAAAACUCAGAGAUACGUUAUGCAAUACAUCGAAAAUGUUGGUGGUAUGGAUGAAGUCCGCAAGAUGAACAGAAAGCUCUCGACCAAUCGUGGAGUGGAACCCUAUCCACCGCCAAGCAGAAGAGCCGGUACUGCCUCUAAGCUCAGUCGUAGCUUCCCGGACAUAGAAGAGGACAGGUCUCCCAGUUCUAGCUUCAGCAUGCCGCCACUAGAGGCGCCACCAGUUUUGCCACCAGAAUAUUCCAACUACCGCCCUCCCUUGCCUCCGAGAGACGCGCCCUCUGGAACAAGUCUAGCCAACGCUCCUGUUCCCCCGCCACCUAGGAGUGCAUCUCAUCAUUCAAGUCAAGGAAGAGUACCGUCUUUAUAUUCGUCAAAAGCAACUCCCACGGAAGGUCACCAACGUUUCCCCACUACUCCUAGUGGCCGUCAGCUACCAGUCAUACAGGGCGGGGCAAGUGCAGGACAUUCUCGACCGUCGCAGGCGCCCAGUAAAUCUGGUACUACACGUACUCCUCACUCUCCGCCAAUCGAAGCUUUCUCAAGCUAUGGUGUUACACCACCUACUCCACCGUUACCUAGACCUCCCCCACCCACAUAUGGCAACAGUGGACCAACACCUCUUUCACUGCAUACGUCAGGUGGUUAUGGAUCAUCUUCUCUUUCGCCUUCUGUAUCCAGUGGAAAAGUACCAGCAAUACCUGCACAGUUCCCAAGGGGUAAGGGAUCAGUCCCUGCUUCUCCAUCCAUACCCAGUGUUAGUGGAUCAGUGCCAAUUCCUCCACCAAUGCCAAGUGGAACUGGAUCAGCACCAGUCCCCCCACCAAUGCCUAGUAUGAGUGGGUUAGUGCCAGUUCCUCCACCAACGCCAAGCAACAGGGGAUCAGCACCAGCUCCUCCACCAAUGCCGUAUAGUAAUGAAAUGGCUGCUCGUCCUCAAAAGAUGGCCCAAGGUAGUGGAUUUGUUCCUUCUCCUCCUCCUCCUCCUCCGCCUCCUCCUCCUCCUCCUCCUCCUCCUCCUCCUUCUUUGCCAAGUAUGACAGGACGUGCCCCUACCAGAAGCAAUCCGAGUACACCUGACGACCAGCAUUCAGCUUUUCUGCAACAGAUUCGAGGAGGUCAUAAUUUGAAGACUGCGUCUGCUCCUCUGCCCCCGAAGAGAGAGGCUCCGAGUGACGCCAGAAGUGAAAUGUUGGAAAGAAUCCGGACUGGGGUGACCCUGACCCACGUCGAAGCUCCGGGGUCGAAGGACGAAGGCUCAGACGCUCCAGUCAAACUGGAAGGCUGGGCGCUGGACCUCCACAAUGAGCUGAAGAAGCGAGAGCAGUUCAUUCAGUCUUCUGAUGACAGCGGUGACGAAGUCGAUGACUACGAUGACGAAUGGGAUGACAGUGACUAGAAACAAAUGAUAGUGAUAGAGGCAAAUGAUAGUGACUAGAGGGAAAUGAUAGAGACUAGAGACAAAUGAUAGUGACUAGAGGCAAAUGAUAGUGACUAGAGACAAAUGAUAGUGACUAAAGGCAAAUGAUAGUGACUAGAGACAAAUGAUAGUGACUAGAGGCAAAUGAUAGUGACUAGAGGCAAAUUAUAGUGAGUAGAGGGAAAUGAUAGUAACCAAAGGCAAAUGAUAGUGAGUAGAGGCAAAUGAUAGUGACUAAAGGCAAAUGAUAGUGUGUAGAGGGAAAUGAUAGUGACUAAAGGCAAAUGAUAGUGACUAGAGACAAAUGACAGUGACUAAAGGCAAAUGAUAGUGACUAGAGGCAAAUGAUAGUGAGUAGAGGCAAAUGAUAGUGACUAAAGACAAAUGAUAGUGAGUAGAGACAAAUGAUAGUGA